UCCAACCCACUUUAUUAAACUAACUCACUGGCAGCAAUGAAGCCAAAACCCAAUUUUAUGUUGGUUUUACCAUUUGUUAAACCUACCUACCAUUCGUCCCUAUAAAAAGCACCGUCUAACACCACUCCCAACAAGCAUUGCAUCCAUGGCCUCAAUGUUGAUACCCCUUCUCACCACUCUCUUCUUCACCACUUUCCUCAUCUCCCAAACUCCAGUAUUGAAGGUUUCAGCAGCAGCAAUAAUACUAUACAACAAGUGUCCCCACCCAGUGUGGCCCGGAAUCCAGCCCAGCGCAGGAAAGCCCAUUCUGGCCCGCGGAGGGUUCAAUCUCCCACCAAACAAAGCCUAUUCCCUCCAAGUCCCACCCCUCUGGUCAGGGCGCUUCUGGGGCCGUCACGGAUGCACCUUCGAUUCGACCGGACACGGGCGUUGUGCCACUGGAGACUGCGGCGGGUCUCUCUUCUGCAACGGCAUCGGAGGAACACCACCGGCAACACUAGCCGAGUUCACACUUGGAAACGAUCAAGAUUUCUACGACGUGAGUCUGGUAGACGGUUACAACUUGCCGAUUUCCAUUACACCAUUCAAGGGAUCUGGAAAGUGUAGCUACGCGGGUUGUGUGAGUGAUCUCAACUUGAUGUGUCCAGUGGGUCUUCAGGUGAGGUCACGCGACAAGAAGCGCGUGGUGGCUUGUAAGAGUGCUUGUUCUGCUUUUAACUCACCUAGGUAUUGCUGUACUGGUAACUUUGGAAGCCCACAGGCCUGUAAGCCCACCGCUUAUUCCAGGAUCUUUAAAACUGCUUGCCCAAAGGCCUAUUCCUAUGCCUAUGAUGACCCUACCAGCAUUUCUACUUGCACUAAUGCUAGCUAUUUGAUCACUUUUUGCCCUCAUCCCCGCUGAUCUUUUUCUAUUAUUCUCCACUUAAUUAAUUAAUUAGUUAGCUACUACUACUAGCAUCACAUUAUCAAUUAUGUUACCGUUACGCCCUUUAUAUUUCUUUAUUUUAUGUUGAUGGAUACUUUCAAUUUCGUACUAGUCUACUACUUCUCUUGUAACUUUAUAUCAACUCUUAUUAUUAUGGUAGGUUGAGCUUAAUUUGGUUACAAAA
Molecule: messenger RNA, 1109 nt
Organism: Cicer arietinum (chickpea)
Lineage: Eukaryota; Viridiplantae; Streptophyta; Magnoliopsida; Fabales; Fabaceae
Product: thaumatin-like protein
Source: RefSeq, a predicted model, not a curated record